CGGAACUGUGAUAAUGGAAAUGUAUUCGAGGAAACGAUGUAUCAAGAACUCGUUCGUUGUUAUUUACCGCGUGCAGACAUUAGAGAAAUGUUGACUUAGGAAUCCAUCCAUUAAUGGAAUGCAAAACGAUACUCCAACUACUGCUGAAUUGUGUCAAAGACCAGCACGUAAAGCUUUCAUUGGAUAAAAGAUGGCAGACACAUUCUGCGAGGAGAACGCUUCUGCAGCCGACGUUGACACAGAUCCAGAUUUCGAGCCCCAGAAAAGGCCAAGGUCCUGCACCUGGCCUCUACCGCGACCAGAAUCCAGUGCUGGAAAACCUGAACCGACAGAGGCGGAUAUUAUUCCCGAAGAAGAGGCGGAGGAGAAGGCCACUGACCGCCGUGUGGCCAGCGCCACCACAGCCACAUCGAAAGCAGUCAGCUCCACAAAGCUUGAGCAGAAUCACAGUGGUGCUCCUCCUGUAGUAGGACUAAACGCUGUUUCAAAUGGCAAAGACAGUCGUGGUUCUCCCAUUACUUCGCAGCCACUGGUCGCUGCAGGCAGUGACUUGAGCACAAACAAUGUUGUACCCCAGCAACCCAGAAAAUCGUCUGCUCGCAGAAAUGCUUGGGGCAACUACUCUUAUGCAGACCUCAUCACUCAAGCCAUCGAGAGCUCGCCUGAGAAAAGGUUGACAUUGGCCCAGAUUUAUGACUGGAUGGUCAGAUCUGUGCCAUACUUCAAGGACAAAGGUGACAGCAACAGCUCUGCAGGGUGGAAGAACUCCAUCCGGCACAAUCUGUCCCUCCACAGCCGGUUUGUCAGGGUCCAGAAUGAAGGCACAGGGAAGAGCUCAUGGUGGAUGGUCAACCCAGAUGGCGGUAAGGGUGGGAAGGUCCCGCGUAGGCGUGCUGUUUCCAUGGAUAACAGCAACAAGCUCCUCAAGAAUGCUCGUGGCCGUGCAGCCAAGAAGAAGGCUGCUCUCCAGGUGGCUCAGGAUGGGAACUCAGAGAGUUCCUCAAGCCUGUCCAAGUGGACAGGGAGUCCCACCUCCCGCAGCAGCGACGAGCUUGAUGCCUGGACUGACUUUCGUUCUCGCACCAACUCCAAUGCCAGCACACUGAGCGGGCGCCUGUCCCCUAUCCUGGCCAACCUUGAGGUGGAUGAGAUUCCUGAUGAUGACGCACCCCUUUCUCCCAUGCUCUACUCCAAUCCCAGCAGCAUGUCACCUUCCACGGGUGUGACGGAGCUGCCUCGUCUUGCCGACCUUGCAGGUACUAUGAACCUUAAUGAUGGCCUCUCUGACAACAUGAUGGAUGACCUGCUUGACAACAUCAGCUUGACGGCGUCGCAGUCUCCAGGCCAGGAUGAGGGUAGUGCCAGCCUUCAAGGGAGCCCCGUGUUUACCUUUAGCUGCUCCAGCAGCAGUCUUGGGGUUCCAUCAGGCAGCUACAGCCCCGGCUCCAUGUUCAGCCCAUCAUCCGUCACAGGCCUGCGCCAGUUACCCAUGCAGACCAUCCAGGAGAAUAAGCCGGCCAUGUUCACUUGCGGCUCCCACUUCGGCAAGUCAAGCCUCCAGGAUCUGCUAGGCUCAGAGCCACACAGCCACAGCGAUGUGCUACUCACCCAGUCUGACCCGCUGAUGUCUCAGGCCAGUGCCUCCAUCUCUCAGAGCUCCCGCCGCGGUGCCCUCCAAGCUGGACCUGGAGGCCAGGUUGGACUCAAGAAGGUUUCGCUGGCAGGAUGGAGAACAAACGGGGUCUUGGGGUCAGGAGGUGACUCAGACUAUCAAAGCUUAGUCAAACAGCGUCUCCAGCAGUCUCCCUCCACAUCUAUGCAGCUCAGCUGUUCGGAUUCCUUGCUGUCAGGUCUCAAUAGCAUUGUUCCCUGUGUUCAGUCAGUGAAUCAGGACAGACUCAGUUUCCCUACCGAUCUAGAUCUUGAAGCUUUCAGCAGUAGCCUUGAUUGUGACAUGGACACCAUCAUCCGGAAUGACUUGAUGGAUGCUGAUGACUUAGAGUUCACCUUUGAUUCUCAUCUCAUCUCCAGUCAGAACCUAAACCUGAAUUCAGGGAGUCUCUCAAGUACCAAACAAACCUCAUCCCAAAGCUGGGUACCAGGCUGAUUGCCUCAGUAGCUGGUAUGCAGUGGCAGGGCAGAACAAAGCUUUAAACACUGUCCUGUGCAAGGGAAGUGUAUGGGAAUGCUGUAGAAAUGCUGUUUGAAAACUGGAAUAAUUUUAAAUCAAUUCAAUAACUCAUGCACUUGGUGUUGUCCUGGUUUAGUAGCCAUAUAUUGUGAUUCGUCAUGGUCCAGGCCUGUGUGUGAUGGACAACUUGAUGGAAUUUUAUGAAACUUAGAAGUGCUUGCUGUUUGACUUCAGUGUCAAGGACAAGGUUUAAGGAGACACAAAUAAGGAAGGACUUUACCACAACUGGAAAUAUGUUUUCUCUUGAAUAAAGACCUUAAUACCCUCUUCUUCCCUUAGUCUACUCAGAAAUGAACUCAGCCUAGGUAAAUCUCACUGCUGAGUUUAGAUUACCGUUUAACCAUAGAUUAGGAAGAGAUGUUCACAUUUUUUGUCUUCACAUUAAUAGAGACAGGUGUCUUCUGCCAAACUGGACAUCAGUUAGUGAUCUCCUGUUUUACAACCCAAACUCUAGAGAAUGUUUUUUGUUCCCUUCAGAAUUAACAGGGUGAUAUUUUUUGGUCUGUUCUGCAGAACCAGAAAAGGUGACAAAUGAAUACCGUUGUGAUGUCCCUUACUCCUUUCACAGAGCAGUGAAAUUUGACCAGUUGUUGAACUAUUUCAUGUGAUGUAUUAUGUUUUUUUUUCCCUCUACUGCACUGCAUUGAUGUACUUUUUAAUGCAGCGUUUUAUUCAGCUCAAAGUACUUGAGUCUGUCCAUUUCAUCACUUCCAUCCUGAGCUUAUCUAAAAGACUUGACCAUCUUAAAGUAGUUUUUGUGAUGUCUGUUGAAAUGUUUUAGCAUAUUUAUUACACAAGUAAGAAAUUAUACAGGUGAGAUCUCAGAGCUCAAAGACUACUACACGACUGCGAAUAGUUGGAAGAAACACCAUUUAUAAGCUUGCAAGGCUGCAUUGGCACCCUUUUAGCCGUUCCUUUGUAUAUAUUUGCACACUGGGUGGUGCUUUAAAAAGUGCAUCGUCUCUGUUCUAAAGGCAAUAUGCAACAAGGAUCUUCACGUGACCCAUUUUAGUAUAAUAGUCACAAUCGAUAUGUUAAGAAAUUUAAGCACGCUUACACAGACUGUAUUUUAACUAGUUUGUUACACAUGCAAAGUGAUCAAAUUAGCAGUUCACCAACAGUGAGGCUAGUGUUUUUGCAUGUUCAGUGGUAGUGCCAUUCAGGAAACCCUGUCACAUGUUGAUGCAGUUGCAUUGUGAUGGUUGAAUGCAUCUUUGUCUGAUUCCAUUUUCAGACUCACAACUCCACCAACACAUCAAGCACUGUUACACAAGCUUACAUUGAGUUACAGUGGUGUUCUUGUUUACAUUCCGUUGUGCUAUUAAAACCAUACAAAGUAUUUGUCAUUUCCUCUGAUAUUUAUUUCACAUUAAUUAUAACCUGUUGAAAAUGUAGCCUGAUUUCAUUUUACUUUACGCAUCAAGAGGAUCUUCAGAUGAAUGUAAAUGAACAUUUUAAUGCGUCACAUACCCUGUUUGCCAUGACUGGCUGUAUUUAACAUAUUUACUAAUAGAUACACUGAUUGUUGGCUGAAAUACCCCUCUAUUGCCAUUUUGAGUAACUUGGGUAGUACAAGAUAUGGUGCAUGUAAAUAAAGCUUUGUACAGCAC
This is a messenger RNA of Electrophorus electricus (electric eel), 3801 nucleotides long. RefSeq names its product forkhead box O3A (gene foxo3a). Lineage: Eukaryota; Metazoa; Chordata; Actinopteri; Gymnotiformes; Gymnotidae. Gene Ontology annotation, molecular function: DNA-binding transcription factor activity, RNA polymerase II-specific; RNA polymerase II cis-regulatory region sequence-specific DNA binding. Gene Ontology annotation, biological process: regulation of transcription by RNA polymerase II. The record is from RefSeq and is a predicted model, not a curated record. Gene Ontology annotation, cellular component: mitochondrial matrix; nucleus.